AUGGCACACUCGAACAACAAACAAACAUCGACAAGCAUCAUUCUACAAGGAGCGUCGGAAUCCCGAAAUGGCAAAACCGUCUCCUCAUCCAUCACAGGAAGUAAAACACAUGACAAACAGGCGCAUAGGUCCUUCUUCAAAAAAUUUGCUAUCCUUUUUGUUGUUGCUUGCAUCUGCUUAACGCAUCCAGAUGACUUCGAAACACAAGAAGAACGCUUGCCCCAAUUACACGUAUGUAACAGAGUUGCUCGCAGUUUAGCAAAAGGAAAAGCAACUCCAUCAGAAGAUGAGCUUGAAUUAGAACAGAUGGAAUGGCCACAAGGGGAACAUGCCACAGGAACCUUGGAAGAUGCAAAAGAAGGACUAUAUUCUCACGAACAAUUAGACGAAGAAGGAAAAGAAGAUUAUUAUGGACAGGAAGAAGAAGCUAUUCUAGAAGAAUGGACACCAGAGGAGCAAGAGGAGCAACAGGAGCAACAGGAGCAACAGGUACAAGAAGAAGUACAUUAUGAUGGAGAACGCAACAUAGAACAUGAUGCGAGGGAAGAAGAAGUCCAUGAAGAUAAAAGGGAUGAAUUCUUAUCUGGGGAUUCUAGAAAAUUAGACAGAAAUGGAACCGAUAGUUCGAUUGCAUUUCAUUACGAAAUGACUUGUUUCGAUGAACGAUUGAGAGAUUCUGAAAUAAAUAAAAGAUUAGAACAAAUGGAAGAAGAACCUCAUAAAUGGGAAUUACUGUCCCUAUAUUGGCAAUCAUACAGAAAUGAAAGAAGUAAAUAUCUUGCCCUUAAAAAAUCUUUGCAAGAAAAAUUUAUAGAGUUGCAAAAAAAGCAAACUAUUGCAUCUGUCCAAAUAUAUAACAACAAAUGGAAAAAAUGUGAAGAGAUAAUUAAUAAUAACUUGACAAAACAAAACGAACAUGUUAAUGAAGUAUUUCGUACCAUGGUGGCAAAGGAAAAAUUGAGCACAUAUGAAUUCGAGAAGAUUUUAUAUGAUUUCAGAGAAUCAUGGAAAGAAGUCACCAUUCAGACAAAGAACGAAUGCAUAGCUCUGCUUGAAGAACCAAUUUUGUUAGAAGUCAUAUACAUCCAAAUUGAUACCCGUAAUAUAGGCAUGAGGAUUUCAGGUCUUACGGUCCCCGGUAUUCCUUAUUGA
This is a messenger RNA of Plasmodium fragile, 1152 nucleotides long. RefSeq lists its product as uncharacterized. The transcript has 3 exons. The record is from RefSeq and is a predicted model, not a curated record. NCBI's taxonomy places the organism in Eukaryota, Apicomplexa, Aconoidasida, Haemosporida, Plasmodiidae. Bases 1 to 1152 code for a protein of 383 amino acids.